AUCCGUAUAUAUGCACAUUCCGAUCCGCCGUCCAGGGCCUUUUCUCUCACAAACACACCCUCUCGAUUUUCGCUCCGAGUUAAGAGAAAGAGAAGGAAACUCAAUUGAGUUUUGGUUUCCUACUUUUUUCUUUUUAUUUUUCUCAAGUAAUAAUAAUUUGAUUUGGUUUUGAUGAAUUCGUUGUAAUAGAAAAGGAAAUCGGAUCGGUUUGAUCUUAUUUCGCCUCUCAAUCUCUUCCUGCCUUUGAUUUAAUCGCAACUUUUUGGUGAUUUUAAAGCCUUUGCUGUUGAAAUGGCAUCAACAGCUGGAGCUACAGGAUGGUUGAGGGGGAUCGUUAAAGCUGUUCCAUCUGGUGACUGCUUGGUGAUAAUGGGGAACACCAAGGCUGAGAUUCCGCCAGAGAAGACUGUCACUUUGUCUUCACUAAUGGCUCCUAAGCUGGCCCCCCGGAGAGGUGGCGUUGAUGAGCCGUUUGCAUGGGACAGCAGAGAAUUUUUAAGGAAGCUUUGUAUUGGAAAGGAGGUCACAUUCAGAGUGGACUACACUGUACCGUCCAUAAACAGGGAAUUUGGCUCUGUUUUCCUGGGGGACAAGAAUCUGGCCUUGAUUGUGGUUGCUGCAGGCUGGGCAAAGGUUAGACAACAAGGUCAACAGAAAGGGGAAGUAAGUCCUUUCAUAGCAGAGUUGCUGCGUCUUGAAGAACAGGCCAAGGAUCAAGGUUUAGGUUGUUGGAACAGGACACCAGGUGCUGCUGAGGCCUCCAUUAGAGACCUGCCUCCUUCAGCCCUUAGUGAUCCUAGUAACUUCGAUGCUAUGGGUUUAUUGGCCACUAAGAAAGGUAGUCCUUUGGAGGCUAUUGUGGACCAGGUUCGUGAUGGGAGUACAGUUCGUGUUUAUUUGCUGCCAGAAUUUCAGUAUGUCCAAGUGUUUGUAGCAGGAGUUCAGGCGCCUUCUCCGGGUAGAAGGGCUGCACCAGAACCUGUUGUUGGAGCCGAGGUGUCCUCUAAUGAACAAAAUGGAGAUUCUGCAGCUGAAGCUCGUGCUCCACUGACGUCAGCACAGAGAAUUGCUGCUGCCAAUGCAUCUGCAGCUAUGGUUGAAGUUCCUGCGGAUCCAUUUGGCAAAGAAGCUAAACAUUUCACAGAGAUUCGUGUCUUGCACAGAGAUGUUAGGAUUGUGUUGGAGGGUGUUGACAAAUUCAGUAAUUUGACUGGUUCAGUAUAUUAUUCUGAUGGUGAAACAGCAAAGGACCUGGCACUGGAGCUUGUUGAAAAUGGUUUGGCUAAAUAUGUGGAAUGGAGCGCUAGCUUGCUAGAGGAUGAUGUUAGGCGGAGGUUGAAGAAUGCCGAACUUCAUGCAAAGAAGACCCGGUUAAGAAUCUGGACUAAUUAUGUCCCCCCUGCAACCAACUCAAAGGCCAUUCAUGACCAGAACUUCACAGGAAAAGUCAUUGAAGUUGUAAGUGGAGACUGUAUCAUUGUUGCCGAUGAUUCCUUGCCAUUUGGAGAUCCUUCUGCAGAGCGACGAGUAAAUCUCUCAAGUAUAAGGGGCCCUAAAAUGGGUAAUCCUCGUCGAGAUCAAAAACCUGAUCCCUAUGCUCGUGAUGCUAAGGAGUUUCUCAGAACCCGCUUAAUUGGCCGUCAAGUGAAUGUUUCAAUGGAGUAUUCCAGGAAGGUUAACUUGCUAGAUGGAGCACCUGCUGCAUCUGCGUCUACUGAUACAAGGGUGAUGGAUUUUGGAUCUGUCUUCCUUGUUAAUCCCCCUAAGGAUGGAGACGAUGCAGCCUCUGGAGCAGGCAGCCAACAGGUGGGGACAAAUAUCGCUGAGCUAUUGGUUGCUCGUGGUUAUGCCACUGUUGUUAGACACCGAGAUUUUGAGGAGAGAUCAAACUACUAUGAUGCUCUCCUGUCUGCUGAAUCACGUGCAAUUGCUGGAAAGAAGGGCAUGCAUUCUGCAAAGGAUCCUCCUGUGCGGCAUGUAACUGACCUGCUAGCGGCUAAUGCAAAGAAAGCAAAGGACUUCUUGCCAUUUUUGCAACGCAGUAGGAGGAUGUCAGCCAUUGUUGAAUAUGUGCUCAGUGGACAUCGUUACAAAAUAGAUAUUCCUAAGGCAACAUGCAGUGUUGCUUUCUCAUUAUCUGGAGUUCGAUGUCCUGGCCGUGAUGAGCCCUACUCUGAUGAAGCCAUUUCAUUUAUGAGGAGAAAAAUAAUGCAGAGGGAUGUCGAGAUUGAAGUAGAGACUGUUGACAGAACUGGAACUUUCUUGGGAACCUUGUGGGAAUCCAAAACCAAUGUGGCGAUACCACUUCUGGAAGCUGGCUUGGCCAAGCUUCAAACUUCCUUUGGCCUUGACAGGAUUCCAGAUGCUCAUCUUCUGGUUCAAGCUGAGCAGUCAGCAAAACAGAAGAAGUUGAAGAUAUGGGAGAACUAUGUCGAGGGAGAGGAAGUUUCUAAUGGUUCAACUGCUGAAAGAAGACAGAAAGAGGAGUUUAAGGUUGUGGUUACCGAAGUCCUGGGAGGUGGUAAAUUUUAUGUUCAGUCAGUUGCUGAUCAGAAAGUGGCCUCUAUUCAGAAGCAACUCUCUUCAUUGAACCUUCAAGAAGGUCCUGUAAUUGGUGCCUUCAAUCCUAAGAAGGGGGAUAUUGUUCUGGCUCAGUUUAGUGCAGACAACUCUUGGAACCGUGCAAUGAUUGUCAACACCCCUCGUGGUGCUGUGGAAUCUGCAAAUGACAAGUUUGAGGUGUUUUACAUCGACUAUGGAAAUCAAGAGUUUGUUCCCUACAGCCAAUUGCGUCCUCUUGAUCCUUCGGUCUCCUCUACCCCUGGCCUUGCUCAGCUUUGCAGUCUGGCCUUUGUCAAGGUCCCAGGCUUGGAGGACGAUUACGGUCAAGAAGCAGCUAUUCGCCUGAGCGAACACCUAUUAAGUUCUCCAAAAGAAUUUAGGGCUGUGAUAGAAGAAAGGGACACAUCAGCUGGAAAAGUUAAAGGACAAGGAACUGGUACCGUAUUUUUGGUAACUCUGAUUGAUGCUGAAACUGAUACCAGCAUAAAUGCAACUAUGCUACAGGACGGACUUGCUAGGUUGGAGAAGAGGCGAAGAUGGGAACCCAAGGACAGGCAGCAGGCUCUUGAUGAACUGGAAAAAUUCCAGGCAGAAGCUCGACAGAAGAGACUUGGUAUGUGGGAGUAUGGAGACAUUGCCUCAGAUGACGAGGAUGUGGCACCUCCGGCAAGGAAAGCUGCCGGAAAGCGGUGAAAACUUGCUUUUUCCCGCAGCCUGUACCAAAUACACUAGUAUUAACUGACGGACCAAUCGAGGUCUGAUUACUAGCUGGUCUGAGUCCCUACUACAGGCACACAUGAUGAUAUUUUGUUAUAGAGGAACAUAAAGGAAGGAAGUGAGGCUGAUACUGUUCCAAGUUUUAGUUUGUAACUUAUAAGAACUCGGCCAUAUGGUUGUUGGUAGGUGAGCAAACAAUUUUGUUUACUUUAUUUUUCUUAUUUUUUUGUUUAAUAGACUCUUAAUAAGGCGUGUCCGUGUCCGAGACCUUUUGUCUUGAACUGUUUUGUUUCCCCCGUCAGGAAAGAAUUUUUGCUUAAUUUGCACUUGUUAA
Messenger RNA from Sesamum indicum (sesame), 3613 nucleotides. RefSeq names its product ribonuclease TUDOR 1. Gene Ontology annotation, biological process: mRNA catabolic process; regulatory ncRNA-mediated gene silencing. Gene Ontology annotation, cellular component: RNAi effector complex; cytosol; nucleus. NCBI's taxonomy places the organism in Eukaryota, Viridiplantae, Streptophyta, Magnoliopsida, Lamiales, Pedaliaceae. The record is from RefSeq and is a predicted model, not a curated record. Gene Ontology annotation, molecular function: RNA binding; nuclease activity.